This is a messenger RNA of Aspergillus caelatus, 394 nucleotides long. RefSeq lists its product as uncharacterized. Lineage: Eukaryota; Fungi; Ascomycota; Eurotiomycetes; Eurotiales; Aspergillaceae. The record is from RefSeq and is a predicted model, not a curated record. The annotation marks the transcript as partial. The transcript has a single exon.
UAGAACCCCGACAGUUAUAUCUAGUACUAGAUGGUAAGCAUCCCAAAAUGUUUCCCGUGGGUCAAAUUGACACAGGUCCACUACCUAUAUUGCAGGAACAACUCUCAACUUAAAUCGUCUAUCGUUCGCUGAACUAGUCAGCGAAUCAGUUUAGUUGAAGGAUAUGCAUCCUGCGUCACAUCGACCGCAGGCGUACAUCCUCCCUACCGCUGUCCAUCGUUCAAUAUGCAGUAUCACAAGAAUAAUACAACCCCCGUUUACCCCCAACCGACCGCGUAAGCAUGGCAUCCUAAAUCGCACGACGAACUCACUUCUAUAUAGCAGCGUAUGUAACUAGGGCUAUGCAUCCUCUCUUUGGAAAGCCCCGGUGGUGGUGGUGGUGGUGGUGGUGGUG